CCCACUGGUAUAUAUUCCUUUCUCUUUCUCUCUCUCUCAGUACACCGCAAAAGAACAACCUCUCUCGAGUUCUUGGGAGACCCAUUCCCUCAAUCUCUCCAACCAUUUCAUUUCACAAUCUCCCUCUCAUCACACCGCAAAACAACAGUCUCUCUCCGAUUCUUGAAGACCCCUUCCCUUAAUCUGUCCAACCAUUUCACUACAUAAUCUCUCUCUCUCUCUCUCUCUCUCUCUCAGAUUAGAAUAUAAAUCCAUUUCUUGAUCUUAUGGCAAACCCUAGCCAUGGCGUCCAAGACUCAAAAGGGAUCAAGCUCUUUGGAGCAACAAUCACUUUGCAAGGAUUUAGGGAUCAACAGGUCAAGAGUGAAGCCCCAAUUAGCACAGAAGCGACGACAACGAUGACGACGAUGACGACAACAACGAAGAUGGCGACGAUAUCAACAACCAACAGAAAUCAAGAUGCACUCGCAGAGGCAAUGAAGAGGCCAGACAAGAUCAUACCAUGCCCGAGAUGCAAGAGCAUGGAGACCAAAUUUUGCUACUUCAACAACUACAAUGUCAACCAGCCCAGGCAUUUUUGCAAGGGUUGCCAGAGGUACUGGACUGCUGGCGGGGCCCUGAGGAAUGUCCCUGUUGGGGCUGGCCGCCGGAAGAGCAAGCCACCGUGCCGGGGAAUGGAUGGGUUCCCAGAGAGUUGCUCUUUCGAAGGGUCAGAGGUAAACCAUCAUCAAUACUAUGAUUUGGAUUAUGGGGUGGUGGAGAAUUGGCAUCAGUUGGUUCCACAAGGCGCUUUCCAACAUGUUGUUAGGGUCAAGAGGAGGAGGAAUGGGGAUCAAAGCUAUUGAUAGUUUUGAUGCUUUUUAGUCUUCUUCAUCUGUUUUCCUAUUUUGUUUCAGUGAUAUCAAGAUUUUGAAGAGGGUAUAAUCAACAUGACCUCUGUGGUGGUGGGGUGUAAAUUCUGAAAUGUGGUAGAUGAUGUACAGGCUGGACUUUGUAGUUUUUAUAAACUUCCGAAGCAUUUUAUCUUCUGGUC
Molecule: messenger RNA, 1033 nt
Organism: Eucalyptus grandis
Lineage: Eukaryota; Viridiplantae; Streptophyta; Magnoliopsida; Myrtales; Myrtaceae
Product: dof zinc finger protein DOF1.5
Exons: 1
Coding region: 267-845 (192 amino acids)
Biological process (GO): regulation of DNA-templated transcription
Molecular function (GO): DNA-binding transcription factor activity; DNA binding
Source: RefSeq, a predicted model, not a curated record